Molecule: messenger RNA, 2105 nt
Organism: Myzus persicae (green peach aphid)
Lineage: Eukaryota; Metazoa; Arthropoda; Insecta; Hemiptera; Aphididae
Product: SET and MYND domain-containing protein 4-like
Exons: 5
Coding region: 115-2007 (630 amino acids)
Molecular function (GO): protein binding
Source: RefSeq, a predicted model, not a curated record
CCGUUGUUCGAAAAUAGACAAUCCUACAAUAUUGUAAUUUGUUUUUUGUAUUCUGCAAGAUGAAUUUUCAGUGUUUUGAAUCAAGAUCUAAGCAUUUCGAACAAAGCGGCAGACAUGGAGCUGGAAUACGACAACUUCUUUCACUACUCCACUAGGCUGCUGAUGGCCAACGUGUUGGGCGACGUCUACGCGGAACUGUCCAAACUGAAGUCCGCCAAAAACCGGUUCAUGUUCACGCGCGCCCUGCUUCGCAAACACAAAAUGCUGGCCACGACGUUGGACACCGACAUUGAGUACGACGACCCCAUCACGUCGACGAGGCUCCGACAAAAUGGCAACGUGUUCUUCAAGGUUAAGUUGUACGCGGAGGCCGCCGAAAUGUACACCAAGAGUUUGAUGGGCAGCCACAUGAGCACCGAGUGCUACGCGCUAGCGAUGGCCAACCGAUCGGCCGCUCACUUCCACAUGGGCCGGUACGAACAUUGCCUGAAGGGCGUGCGUUGUGCUUUGGGGUCCAAUUACCCGCCGAAACUCGCGUACAAGCUGCACGAGCGGGCAGGGCACGCAGCACGCAAGUUGGGAUUCGUCGAACGGGCCGUGGAGACGUACGCCUUGUGUCUGACACGACUGGACGAGGCGGACAUGUCUGCGGAGAACAAGCUCAAGUUCAGGGCGUCGGUCGAAAUGGCCGCGAACGAGUGUGAGAAACUGCUGACCGAGCAGAAGAGGACGAUGAAAACUGCACCUUGCGCCGAGAAGCUGGUCGGUGGAAAAAACGAAAAUAUUCCUGCACUAUCAGCCUUUGUGAAAUUGAAAAUGUCAGAGGAUAUGGGACGAGGUGUUUAUGCCACCCACGACAUCAACCCCGGUGAUGUUGUGGCUAUAGACGAACCUUACAUUUGUGGGCCUUUUUUAAAUAAUACAGAAGUUUGUCGUUAUAAUGGUUGCUUGAAGUUGGACUUGGCCCUUUUGCGCUGUCCAAAAUGUUUUUUGGUUUAUUACUGCAAUAAAGACUGUAUGGAUAAAGACAACAAAGAUGGACAUCAUUUGGAAUGUCCAAUUAUGCAUUUUAUCAGUAAAACACCAGGAAUAACAAGCAUGAAUGAUCUUGCUAUGAAGUGGUUUUUAAAAGCCUAUUUAAAGAUGGGUUUAAAAAAAUAUUGUUCGAUCGUUGAUAACUUUUCUGAAUCUAAAAUUGAUCCUAUAACAAGGGGUUUCGAUGAGAUUGGUCAAUAUAAGUCAGAUAAUUUUUUAACGGCUUAUUCUUUGGAUAGUAAUGAAAAUAAAAUGUCAGUUGACGUUUUGUUUUUUUUUAAUUGUAUCGCUGUUGAUAUGUUGCAUUAUUUAACAUUAAGUGGCUUCAAAAUUCCAGACUGUUAUAUAGAUACUGUGGGUGCUUCCCUGGUGCGUAUUCUAACUGUUUUAGAUUCAAAUUGCAGAAAGUUAAACGUCCAUGCCCCUUCUUUAUCUUUUCAAAGUUAUCUCAAACUUACUCUUACAAUAGCAUUAGCUUUGUAUCCAACCAUUUCCUUGUUUAACCAUUCUUGUGAUGCAAAUAUUAAGCGGAGUGGAGAAACAACUGAUAGAAUAAGAGUUAUGAAAGCAGUUCAACCAAUUCCCAAAGGAACUCAGUUGUGCUGCACUUAUGGAAUAACGUUUAAAGGAUCAGAUAAAGAAUCGAGGCAAAAAAAUGUCCACGAUCGUUUCAACUUUAAGUGCUACUGCCAGCCAUGCACAAAGAAUUGGCCAACGUUUCAGUGUUUAUCAAAUCGCCUUUCUACAUCAAAUAUUCUGAACUCUAGUAUGGCAGAUACUGUGACAUUUGAGUGCAAAAAGUUUGCAGAAUUUACAAAGUCAGUGGAACCAAAAGAUCAUUGUCAGCAUUUAAAUUAUUUAUAUUCAUUUAUUAAGCUUUUAUAUACUAAUGUGAAACGACCAUUUUCAUUGUAUGAGGUUUGUCUUGAAAUGAUAAGUAAUGCCCAUAGCUCUACUAGACCAAUACAAUAAGAUUUUGUGACCAUCCAUUAUGAAUAUCGAUUGAUAUCUUAUUUUUAUAAUUGGUUUAUUAAUACAUUUUUGUCAUUAAAUAUUUUUUAGUUAUAUCA